Dentiscutata heterogama is the source of this 302-nucleotide messenger RNA. NCBI's taxonomy places the organism in Eukaryota, Fungi, Glomeromycota, Glomeromycetes, Diversisporales, Gigasporaceae. The record is from the annotation of a GenBank genome assembly.
AUUUUCUUAUUGGAGGUUAUAAUCCACAUGAUUGGAUUGGUAAAAAUGUAUGGAAACGAACAACGGAUAGCUUUUUAUUUGCAAUGGAUCACAAAGACCUUAAAAAAGCAGCAGUGUCACGCGUUAAUCGUAAUGAUAGUGGAAAUGCUAUUUUUUGCGAUGAUAGUCAUGGUCCAAGUUUCGGAGAAGGUCCUGAUUUAUACGUUCCAAACAACAGCACUACUUGGAAAUUUAAAGUAAAAACUUACCCUAAACUUUUGAACUCAAAGUCAUAUACAAUUUUAGAUUAUGAAGUCUUUCAA